AUGUUGACAAAAAUAAAAUGGCUUAUUGAAUGUCUUGCUUAUAUUAUUAUUAUAUUAUGGAUAAUUUCAGUUUCUAUUGGAUUUAUAUUCAUAUUUAUAUCAAAUGCUAAUGAUAAGCAAAAUGCAACAAUAUCACAAAACAAUACAUCUCAUAAUAUUAUUCGAGUAUUUUCAGCUCAAUUUAUACAAAGUUUAAUUUUAAAACGACGAAAACGAGAAGAUACACACAUUGACAGUAUUACAAAUAAUAGUACAGCAGAUUUAUUUGUUGUUGGUGUAGAAAUUAAAUAUCCGAUUUCAUGUUAUGGAUUAAUAGAUGUUUCAUUUAAUUCAUCAUUCACAGAUAAUACUACAUCAACUAUUAAACUUUAUUUUCAAUCAAUAAAUCAAACAAUUCAAGAAAAUCUAUCUAGUACUACAAUAACAACAUCUAGCACAAUAAUCACAAAGUCUGUAAGUAGUACAAGUACUACGACUGCAGAAACCAGCACAACUACUCAGACCACUAUACUAACUGAGACCAGUACAAUUACUGAAACUACCACCACUACUGAAACCAGCACGACUACAGAGACUACCGCCACUACUACUGAGACCAGUACAACUACUGAAACUAUCACCACCACUGAAACCACUGCCAUUACUGAAACCAGUACAACUACGGAAGCCACUGCCACCACUGAAACUACCACCACUACUGAAACUACCACCACUACUGAAACUACCACCACUACUGAAACUACCACCACUACUGAAACUACCACCACUACUGAAACUACCAUCACUACUGAAACCAGUACAACUACUGAAACAACCAGCACAACUCUAGUACAAGCACUACUUGUGGCCGUCUGGGCAAUAUAUAUUGGUCAUGGAUUUCGUGCUUAUGGAUGUGGUAGUGCUGAUGCUUCGUGUGGCGGUAAUGGUGAAUUAUAUCUUUCUACUGGUGGUUUUACAGGAUGUUGUGCUUACACUGGCACGCAAUAUGUUUGUAUCGUUUGUUAA
Molecule: messenger RNA, 1005 nt
Organism: Adineta ricciae
Lineage: Eukaryota; Metazoa; Rotifera; Eurotatoria; Adinetida; Adinetidae
Source: the annotation of a GenBank genome assembly